GAAGCCACGUCUCUCAGAGAACCUGAUGAGCAGAGAUCAUUUUAUCUCACUGUAGUUCUCGUGCAAAUGGCUGAUUUUAGCACGACUGGACUUUUACCUUCAGCUGCUCAGCAUGGUAUUUUACUGCUAAAAGCUAGCUAUUUCAGUCAACUUCCUCUUUUAUGGCAUUAGCAGCUGUCUCAUCAAACCGCUGGGUUUGCGGUGUUUUUGCGCAGAGAACCAGAAAGGUAGUGCAGUGGAGGACAGGACACACCUGGACUGAGAGCAAUCACAACAGCAUCUGCAAAGCUGAGUGCCCGAUUGGUCACUUGAAACAUGAACCAUUAAAUCAGCCCAUAGCUACUUCUUUUUUCUCACUCCUGUUGAGUCCCUUGGGGCACACAGGAAGAAAGCAUAAUGGUAGCUGGCAAGCAGACUGGUACGUUGUGGUGCUUCUUGUCACCAUUCCGUACGAGACAGGAGAGAGUGGUGCUGACCCGCAGUGAGAGCCUGCCAGGGGAGCAAGUGCUGAAGAUCACAGUCACAGAAACCACGGUUAUCGAGACCGAGUCAGGGGCGUGGAAUGGGCGCUCCUUGACCUACCUCUCCCUCUGGUACUUCUUCAGCUUCUGUACGUUAUUCCUCAACAAAUACAUCCUGUCACUGCUGGAGGGGGAGCCCAGUAUGCUGGGUGCUGUUCAAAUGCUUUCCACCACCAUCAUAGGCUGCCUGAAAAUGUAUGUGCCUUGCUGCCUGUACCAUCACAAGUCCAGGACAGAGUACCCUGCCAACUUUAUCAUGAUCAUGCUGUUUGUUGGACUCAUGAGAUUCAUCACAGUGGUCCUGGGCUUGGUGAGCCUGAAGAAUGUGGCAGUGUCAUUUGCAGAGACUGUGAAGAGCUCAGCACCCAUUUUUACUGUCAUCAUGUCACGACUGAUCCUGGGAGAGUACACAGGGCUGUGGGUGAACCUCUCCCUGUUCCCUGUCAUGGUAGGCCUGUCCCUCUGCACAGCCACAGAGAUCAGCUUUAACUUGCUGGGUUUCUCCGCUGCCCUUUCUACCAACAUCAUGGACUGUUUACAGAAUGUGUUCUCAAAAAAACUCCUCAGUGGAGACACAUACAAGUUCAGCCCUCCAGAGCUCCAGUUUUAUACCAGUGCAGCUGCGGUCAUCAUGUUGAUACCUGCCUGGGUGUUCCUCAUGGACAUUCCAGUUAUUGGAAAAAGUCACCAGAGGUUCAUCUUCAGCCAAGACAUUAUCAUCUUGUUGCUGUUUGAUGGCGGGCUGUUCCACCUACAGAGCGUCACUGCCUAUGCUCUCAUGGGACGGAUUUCACCUGUUACCUUCAGUGUUGCCAGUACGGUCAAACACGCCCUGUGUGUGUGGCUCAGCAUCAUCGUGUUCGGUAACCAGGUCACUGUCCUCAGCGCUGCAGGCACCGUGCUCGUGUUCAUCGGGGUCUUACUGUACAACAAGGCUAGGCAGCUGCAGAGGGAAACUUUACAGGCCAUGGCUGCCGAGCAGAACCACAAGGACCAGGACCAGGACUUCCAAUCCUCGCAGGCUCUUUAAGGACUCGACAGUAAGGGAUGUAAUGCUGCCUGUAAUGUGAUUUGGUUUCUGCCCUGUGGCUGUCCAAUACGUGGACUUGAUUUUUUUUGGUUUCCCUUCACCUCGUACUUUUAUCCAGCUGCUGGGGCUGCUCACUGUUCUUCUCAGGUUCAGAUUUGGUGUUUGCUUUACACCCUCAAGUCCCACGUGUCAGACGGCAUGAUGAACACUUCAGUUUGAUGAAGAUGUGGAUUGUCCUGUGGAUCAGCACACAAAGAAUUUCUUUCUAACUUAAUGACUUAUUUGUGAGCAAUGUUUUAACAUAUUUUCUUUUAUUUUUAAAAAAUGUCAGUAAAGAGGACGAUCAGGGCUUCCUUCAGCAUUUUGAAGACAGUGACUUGUUCCAUUCCAGAGUGUGCUAGAAUUCCUCUCAUCUGUGCUCAGAUCAGCUGCUAAAUGUACACUAUGAAUACUGAUGGAGUAUCUGAUGGCGUUUCAGGGCCACUGUUGAUCCAUGUUCAAUGGUUUGUUCAAGGACACAUUGAGAUUAAACUACAAUCAGGAAUAGAACCCACCGGUUUUUGGAAAACUGCACUAGUGACUGAGUUAUGGUGACCCCAUAAUAUUCAAUAUGUUGUCAGUUUUCAUUUUUGUCCCCUGGUUUGAAAAAUCAGAGGAUACAGUGAUCAGCAUGUCCAUCCGUCUAUCCAUUUUUGCUUGUUAGAGCGAUAUCUCAAGAACCAGUUGACUAAUUUCAUUCAUAUUUAGCAUGAGCGGGUACUUGGGUGACCCUCCGACACUUUGUAUGACUGAUUUGUGGGGACCAGGAGGAUAUGUCAACUCCUGAUGACUCUUGUUUUAAAUUGCUUUUAAAUAUGUCCACUUGAAUUUUAAAUUUAGUUUAAUAUCUUAUGCUGGGCUUUCAUCGCUGAUAUUUGGUACCCAAUUGUGUAUGUUUUUGCUGCAAAAAAAAAAACUCUGAUACCCAAUUGUGCCCGGGACAGCUGGUGUAAGAAAGUCCCUUGGCUUCUCCCUUUCUUCCACUUGGGUUCACCACAGCAGAGCAGAGAUAGUUCUGUAUUUUUGAUUUGGCACAAGAUUUACACCACAUACGUUUCUUGACGCAACUCCAUAUUACAAGGACAAUGGGCAGAGUUGGUCUUCAACCGGGAGCCUUCUGAUCUGCUAACAAGUGCGUGCUCUGUGGUAAAAUUAGUGUUGUAGAACUUUAUGAGCAAUCUGGAAAUUUCCAAACAUGUUUUAAAAAAAUUUUGUGACAUGGGGGCACAUCAUUGUCAGCAAAACAUGAAUAACGAUUUGUACUUUAAUUAUAUAGACGGCUUUGUUUUUAUUUCAUUAAUGCAUCUUGAAAUAAUUUAUGCAUGAAUGUGUCUUUUACUGCUCAGUUAUUUUGAUAUCAGGCUACAAUUUAAGCUAAAGCAGGGUGAAAAUUGACCAGAGUGGAGACCGAUCUUGUGCACAGCUACAGUGGCUGUGUGUGUACUGCUCCGGGAUUGAUCCGCUCGUCGCUCUGGCAAAAGCACAGAUAUCGUACACGUGUAUGAUAUCUAUGUGGCAAAUGUAGGUGAUGGUGGACAUGGGGGUACAACAUGCAGUGAUGGGGACCUGCCCUUCUGUGAACAGAAACCUCUUUCUGAUUUUCCUCUACAACAUAAAUCUAUAGCAUAAUUUCUAUGAAAAGUGUUCCAUUUUCUUCAGCAGAACACAGUUUUGAAAUGUUAACAGAUGUUGCUGUGUGGAAAGUGUUGUAAAUGGCAAUACCACAUAGAAUGUAUGGAGUAGCCUUGUGUAGCACAUGUGCACAAGCACUUGCCAUGGGGCUCACCGUACUCUGGUGUAAUAGGCAAUAAUUGUGGGAAACACAAAUUUGGCCUAUUUUAAUAAAUCAAGCUUGAUUACCUCAUGUUUGGAAUUGGGACCAAAAAUCUGCAACGGGAGCCCAACUUCAGACAUGUUAACUUUAUUCUGUGACAGUACAUGAUUUCUGUCAAAAUAUUCUGACUUUACUCCCUUUUCUUCUUUUGUGAGGUGGCCCUGACACUUUGUCAGAACUUGAGGCUGUAACGUUAAGUUUGUGAUAAUGUACCUUAAUCACACAGUGUUUGAUUGCAUUGUAAUGGAAGAUGCAACUAUGACGCCUGUGCUUGAGAUAAUGAGGCUUUUUGGAAAAACACUUUGACCAAAAUAUAGGAUGGCUCUCUGUAAAAUCAUUUACAGACAUACCUCACCAUGCAUUCUGAGACUGCGUAAUGCACAAUCCCUCCUUUUUUGUGUACUCUGUCCCAUUCCACUAUUUCCUUUGUAUGAUGUCGUAGGUCGUCUGUGCUGCUUGGCAAAGCUUCUUACUGAACACAAGUGCCACAGUGACACAGGUGGUCAUCUAAUAAACCUCUCAUGCUGUUUGUUCAAGCAUUCUUCACACAUGCACGAUCAGCUGUCUGUUCUCUAAGGACAUGUCUGUUGGUCAGGCUGAGAGAGAAGGCCUUGCUAAUUUGAUUCUUUCAGAAACACUUGUAAUGCUGAAUGUGUUUUUGUUUGUUUUGUAUUUGUGCCUCAAGAUUUUCUUGCAUGUGUUGUCCUAACAAAAUCAGUUUUUAUUUCCAUGAUCAUUCUGCAUGUUUGGGACAUGGUCUCUCCCAAAGUGCUGCAAAAACAUUACACAGGUCUUUUCAGUGCUGCUUCAAGAGGCAAGAUUUUGUACAUAUUUGUAUGAUGAAUCAAAUUGUUGAAUGAUUGUAGCAGUUUUAACCUGUACAUAUGAUAAGAUAAAUCAAAUAAUUUUGAGAUGUUAAUAUU
Messenger RNA from Thalassophryne amazonica, 4347 nucleotides. RefSeq names its product solute carrier family 35 member E2A-like. The coding region runs from base 397 to 1551 and encodes 384 amino acids. Gene Ontology annotation, cellular component: Golgi apparatus. The transcript has 9 exons. NCBI's taxonomy places the organism in Eukaryota, Metazoa, Chordata, Actinopteri, Batrachoidiformes, Batrachoididae. The record is from RefSeq and is a predicted model, not a curated record. Gene Ontology annotation, molecular function: antiporter activity.